GCUCGCGCUGCGCGCGUGCCGCUCGCUCGCUCGCCUGGAGCCCGGGCAAGCCUCGGAAAGAGCAGAAGCGGCGGCCGCUGCAGGGAGCUGCAAAGGGGGGCAGGAGGCGGGAGACAAUCCGAGAAGCGGCGCCGGCAACGGCUUGUGGGUCCCUGGGGCAGCGGGGCGAGGGACGUGGGACUAGGGGGUAACUGUCUUUGGAUGCAGCCCGCUUUCUUGAAGUGGGCGCCCCAACUAACCCUGACUGUCCCCGCAAUGCCCCUUAGCUGCAACCAGACCGGUGUUGGCGGGAGCGGCCGCUCCUAGCGACCGGCGGGACGGCGCGAAGGGGCCCCUGGCCAGCCGGGCCCAUCACGUGCAGCAGCCUCGGACGCGCCGAGGCGCUGUUUGCAGUGGACGUAGAGAGCCCGGGUCCUCCCCUGAGGGCAGCGGCCGUUCCCAUGGUGAAAGGCAGUUAAUGGAGAAGCGGGCGAAUGACAGCCGGGACUGUGGUCAUCACAGGUGGAAUAUUAGCAACAGUUAUUUUGCUCUGCAUCAUCGCAGUCCUAUGCUACUGUAGGCUUCAGUAUUACUGUUGCAAGAAAGAUGAGUCAGAAGAGGAUGAGGAAGAGCCUGACUUUGCUGUCCACUCCCAUGUCCCACCACUCCACUCCAACAGAAACAUCGUGCUGACUAAUGGACCCUCACUCUACCCAUCCUCCUCCACAUCUUUCAGCCAGAAAUCCCCCCAGUGCCGCACCGUCUGCCCCAGCUGCUCCCACUACGAACCACCAGCAUUCUUCCUUCAGGAACCAGAGGAAGUUCGAAAUGGGGGUGAGCGAAUCAACUAUAAGAACAUCAGUCAGGAAGACAUAGAGCUACCAGUGACCUUUGGUGGACUUCAGGCCCUCAACCCCAACCGCCUCUCUGCCAUGCGGGAAGCCUUCUCCCGAAGCCGUAGCAUCAGCACUGAUGUCUGAGCCCCAUCCUGACCCCUGGUCUGGCACUGAGGAGGAACACUGGACUGGGAAUUGAGACCUGGGUUCUAGGGGAGCUUUGCCACUGACUCACUAUGUGACCAUGGGCAUGUCAUAGUCUCAUUUUCUUCACCUGUAAAAAUGGGGGCUUUGAAUAGGUUGUCUCUAAGAUUCCUUCCAGUUCCAUCAUAAUUUGACUUGGAAGCCUUCAGUCUAAACUCCAGAUGCUGAACAACAGCUUCACCACUGGGGAAUCCACCAUGGGGGCUGACUGAGAGAGCUUAUGAGAUGAUAAAUAUAUUUUGGUAGUUCGUUGAUCCAGCAACAAAACAAGUCCUUCAGUCAAUCAGCAAACUAUUUCCUGAGCCCCUACUGUGUGUCCAGCUCUUCAUUAGGCACUACAGGAGACACAAAAAAAUAGAAAAUACAUUCCCUGUCUUCAAAGGUUGACAAUCUAGUUGGGGAGGUAGGGCACACAACAACAUAACUAACAGUAGCAGGUAGUCUGUCGUUAAUACCCAAGAGAAGUACAAACAGUAGGAAGAAAAGAGAAGAGAAAGGCCCCCCUGAUGUGAGGGGGUCAGGCUGGGAAGGUCAUUGUUUAAGGGUGAGCCUUCGAAAUAAAAGUGGGUAAAUUGCAACUGAGAUGACUGUCAUAGAAUGAGAGUAGCUAUGGGGUAUUGGGGUGCGAGAGGGAAGAACCCAAGAAUUAAGGGAGUUUAAGCCAUUGCUUCCCCUUUAUUAAAGAAAUUUUGGUACCAGGCUGUCUUCUGGCUCCCAGAACUGUCCUGAGUACCACCACAUCGAAUGUCUUGUCUCACAUAUCAGAUGGCUGCCUGAGGUUGGAAGGACUUUCUACUGGCAACUAGAAACACAUAGCCCCCUCCAGUUCCCAAUGGACACGAAGGUAUUCAUUCUUCUUUUCAAUAUCUCCCCGUCUUCUUGGGACCCCAGAUCCCUUUGGAUCCUAAGUGGCUUCUGGCCUUGGGUGACCCCAUCUGUGGAAAAGGAGCAGGAUACACAAGGGAGGAGAGAAUGAGCAUAAGGAUAUUAAAAAAUCACCUAAUUUGUCAUCAAUAUAUAAUGAAGUAUGACUCUUGUCCUGCCCCUAGCAUACACGGAAAUAUACAUGCAAAAAAGAUAGUGUUAAAAAAGUGACCCAAAUUUGCAAAAGACUUCCUGAAUCAAUCAAUCACAUAAGCACACACAAACAAAUAUACAAAUAUCAUACCCAGGCCUUUUUGAGAGAAAUGAGAAGAGCUUUUGCUGGUUGACAUAGCUGCCUCUCUGCUGGAACAGUCCUUGGAGUUUAAGUCAUUGUCCCAGAUGCCAGAAACUAGUUUGUCCCAUUCUCCUGCUUCUCACCUACCUUCCACAUUGAACACUGAUCUGCAGGCAUAAACAACAGGAUCUGUUCCAAAUUGUCUCUCAACAUACCCCCAGUUCCAACAAUUUCCUCUCUAAGUGUUUUAACAUUAACACACAGCUCAGCAGCAAUGGUACACAUUCUCCGGGUCUGGAGGAAGAAAGAAAUUGGUUUUAAUAUCUAACAUACUGAUAAAAGAAAUUCCCUAAUCCUAAUGAUGGGCAAGUCACUUAACCUCCCAUGAAAGCAGCCAUUCAUAUAGGUCUCCAAUCAUUUUCUAUUUAGUAAAAGGCAAUACUUACUCUUUGGUGGCAGUUCAUUAAACUAUAUUUUUAAAAGGGUACAGGAAACUAGACUGUCUGGAAAAUCUUUACCCCCUUAGCUUCUCUCUGGAUGCCCCCAGUUCUGUCUCUAGGGAUUUCUGCUUCAAGACUACACUGCAUGGGAUUUGGGGAAGAAUAGACCUUUGAGACAUUCUGCUCACAACCAGAGAAGAUACUCCUCACUGAACUCUCAGUUAAAACUUCUACUUAGAAGACGUGCUCUUGGCAAAGGGCAAGCUGUCAUUUUAAGAGUUGUGGUUGAUUUAUAAAUAUUGUGCGCACCGUGACAAGAUAUUUUCCUCUCUUUUCCAGAAGGUUUUUAAUUCCUCAGAAGAGGUUUCAAAGUACAUGAAAGACUCACCACUUUUGGUAUUCUUGAUUUUCUUUCUUCUUCUCUUUCUGCUUUUGUCUAUAGCACAUUAGAUUUGCCCAGUUAAUCCAUCCCUAAUGGGGCAUGUAGUCAGUGAAGCUUUGGUGUGAGUUUCUUUGCCAGGGAUGGUGUUCUCAGUGGUCCAAUGUUAUAAUAGAAGCUUGAACCAAACUCUUACUUUGUAUAAUUCUUAUCUGAAGUUGGCUCUGUUGCAUUUGACUUAGGGGGGAGGGGGGGUUGGGGAGGGACAAUUUCCUGUGGCUGUUGUCUUUCUAUUUUCCUGUUUUCUUUUCCAAUCUAUACAUAACUAUAAAACAUAUAUACAUAUGUAGCUUUGAAAUGAAACAAGAGAUGGGCAGCUGAAUUUCACACAGGUGGACUGCUGAGUGGGACUGACUCUUGGGCCUGCUGAAAAAACAAAAUAAAAUGAAACGAAAUGAAAUAAACCUUAUCUUUGACAUUA
Molecule: messenger RNA, 3478 nt
Organism: Dromiciops gliroides (monito del monte)
Lineage: Eukaryota; Metazoa; Chordata; Mammalia; Microbiotheria; Microbiotheriidae
Gene: FAM163B
Product: family with sequence similarity 163 member B
Exons: 3
Coding region: 474-959 (161 amino acids)
Source: RefSeq, a predicted model, not a curated record